Paramuricea clavata is the source of this 466-nucleotide messenger RNA. NCBI's taxonomy places the organism in Eukaryota, Metazoa, Cnidaria, Anthozoa, Malacalcyonacea, Plexauridae. The record is from the annotation of a GenBank genome assembly.
GGACGAAAUGACAGCCGAAUUAACCGCAGCCGAAUUACAACCCGGCCAAAUAUUCGACAACAUCGAACUGGAAAAUAGCAACUGUAGUACAGGAUUAAAUAAUGAAGACUCAAGUAGAUUGUCUGAAGGCAAUGUCUUGGCCGUGAAAAAGCCCAAGGGAAAUUUAAAAUGGCAAGGCGACUACAAUGAACUCUGUCAAUUUGUUGAUGAUCUAGAACUACAGCCGGGCAGUUGGUCAACACCAGGAGGUAACUGUAAACUUUUUGAAAACGGUGAAGUAGCGAUACGAUGGUACUCGAAUACGAGAACCAUAACUCUAAAAGGGGAGAGAGCAGCCGAAGUUAAAGAUAAAAUAAAAUUAAAAAAAAAACUCAACCAGGAGUUGGGCAGCGAAUUAUGCAAAAAAUUUGCAUGUCGACUUGGAAUCAACAAACAGUCAUUUGCAUACCGGGUCACAACACGAUAA